GCGCGGCUCGGGGCGGGGCCUUCCGAGAGCAGGGACGUGGACGGAGCGGCGGUGCGGGAGCUGGCGUGAGGCUGCGCUGCGUUCCGAGUUACUGCUGCCGUCAUGCCCGGGCCCAACCCCAGCGCCACCAGCGUCGGCUCCUCCGGCCGCUCCCCCAGCAAGGCCGUGGCUCCCCGCGCGGCGGGCUCCACCGUCCGACAGCGGAAGAAUGCCAGCUGUGGGACAAGAAGUGCAGGCCGUGCCACUUCCACAGGUACUGGUGGGAUGUGGCGGUUCUACACUGAGGACUCUCCAGGGCUCAAAGUUGGGCCUGUUCCAGUUUUGGUCAUGAGUCUUCUUUUUAUUGCUUCUGUGUUUAUGCUGCACAUCUGGGGUAAAUACACUCGUUCAUAGACUCAUCAGAAAACUUAAAGCAUACAUCUUGGACCAAAUAUAUGGUGGAUCGUGUUUGUACUUGGACAGAGGUUGAGGAAGCUUCUUAUCACCAGUUGAAGUCCUGUCAACUUUGGCUGUAAUAUCGAAUGCACUUCUCAAUUUACUGAGAAAUUUGGACAGGUUUAAAGUCAAUCAUGGGUCAUCUUAUGUUUGUAUCUAUACAAUUAGAACACAGAUAUUGCAAUAAAAAUUGUAUAUGGAAUCAGAAA
This is a messenger RNA of Pogoniulus pusillus (Red-fronted tinkerbird), 644 nucleotides long. RefSeq names its product SEC61 translocon subunit beta (gene SEC61B). Gene Ontology annotation, biological process: SRP-dependent cotranslational protein targeting to membrane, translocation; post-translational protein targeting to membrane, translocation. Gene Ontology annotation, molecular function: guanyl-nucleotide exchange factor activity. Bases 103 to 393 code for a protein of 96 amino acids. NCBI's taxonomy places the organism in Eukaryota, Metazoa, Chordata, Aves, Piciformes, Lybiidae. The transcript has 4 exons. Gene Ontology annotation, cellular component: membrane; Sec61 translocon complex. The record is from RefSeq and is a predicted model, not a curated record.